UUGGUCACUCUUUUAAUGUUUUAUGUUGGCUUUAUUUCAGAUGAACUUGACUUUUUAAAGCGGAGGGAGUCGGAGUUGAGUAAGGUCAGGCGGGAUGAACAACUCAGUCCUCGGAGGCAUGACCCAUCUACCCCAAACUCUCGAGUAAACACACCGCGUGUCAAUCAGGAUGUUUCUGCACAAGAACUUUUGCAGAAACUAGCCAACAUGAUCUCUCCAGCUACUCAGAGGGCUGGUGUGCCGACCACACCAACAGCCCAGUCGGAAAAUGAGUUUGAGCAUUUUGUUAAAAUUGGGAAGUCGUUGCUAGUUCCCAGAAGUGUGUAUUUAGAGGCCCAAGCAUCCCGAUCACCUUCUGCUAUGACCAUGGGGCUUAUUAAGGCCGCUUUCAGCCGCUCAAAAUUGAAGAAGAGCUCGUAUGCUGGGCAGAAAAGAACCAGAGAUGGCGUCUCACUUCAGAAGCCCGGCCUGAAGAAAUACCAGGCAACGCAAGACAUACAAGAUUUUGUGCGCUCUAGGUUCAAGGUUAGCCAGUCAACUUUUGGUUUAGCAGUGAAUGCAUGUCUGGGUAACAAAGCCCCGAAAAAGAAAAAAGUUGAGUUCGUUCAAGAAGUUAGUGAUAAUGAGGACAGUGAUGGUAUUAUUGACGAUGACUCCGCUUGACUCCCCUGGAAGUGAGGGACUUCAGCCGAAGUUUGUACUUAUUUUAUAUUUUAUCUUAGUUUCUCUGCCUUUUUAUUUUAAAGGGUUUUAACAGAGAUUAUUAAGUCCUUGGUUGGUUUAAAUGAAAUAAAGUAUUUCAAGUGUCAA
Messenger RNA from Frankliniella occidentalis (western flower thrips), 810 nucleotides. RefSeq lists its product as uncharacterized. The transcript is spliced from 5 exons. NCBI's taxonomy places the organism in Eukaryota, Metazoa, Arthropoda, Insecta, Thysanoptera, Thripidae. The coding region runs from base 16 to 663 and encodes 215 amino acids. The record is from RefSeq and is a predicted model, not a curated record.